This is a messenger RNA of Athalia rosae (coleseed sawfly), 2374 nucleotides long. It is a transcript of the gene Ndc1, whose product is annotated as nucleoporin NDC1. Bases 284 to 2017 code for a protein of 577 amino acids. Gene Ontology annotation, molecular function: protein-macromolecule adaptor activity. NCBI's taxonomy places the organism in Eukaryota, Metazoa, Arthropoda, Insecta, Hymenoptera, Athaliidae. The record is from RefSeq and is a predicted model, not a curated record. Gene Ontology annotation, biological process: nuclear pore organization. Gene Ontology annotation, cellular component: nuclear pore transmembrane ring. The transcript has a single exon.
GUCGCAACCAAAGAGGAUGGGGGGUCGCAACCUUACGGCAAAAAAUUGUACCCCCUUGAAACUUGAAACGCGCGGGUCAUCGUACCGGGUAGUCAAAAAUUUCUCAUGUGUAUCACGCUAUGUUUUUCUAAAGAAUAAAUUUGGUGUUGAGAAUGUGAUGGGUGAAAUAAUAAUUCAGUGAACAAUACAAGGUCAAUUGAUAGAAUCUACAAUUGGCUAUAAUUGAGUUACAGUGUUUAAUGUAAAUUGUUAACGUGAUACAAAUACAUAUUUGGAGGUUAUCAUGACCGGAGAACUCUCGAGCCUUUUAGGCUGCAAAGAACUUCUGAUGUGGAGAAUGUUUAUGGCUAUUUUGACGAGCAUUUGUGCGCAAUUCUUGAUUAUGAGUUCAGUUAUUUUGAUAAUAAACUUUCGUAUAAUGCAUCCACUAUCGUGGAUUGCAAACACUUGGGAUGCUGUUACAUGUAUUCGGACUUGGGGUUACUUUUUGAUUUUAGCUACAGUAAUAUUUCUGCAAGGUGUAAUAUGCAGCAAGUUUUAUCUACAUGCUCCUGUGUACCGUAAAAGCAGAUUUACGAUACUCCGUAAUAUUUUUAAGCCACAUAAUCUUCCUGCAGGAGCACUACAUGUAUUAGCUGGAGGUGUGCUUACCUGGCUCCACUUAUCUCUGCGAGAUGGUCAUUAUAAUUCACUGACCAUCAAAUGCAAUGCUGAAGACACUUGCUUGAUUGAAGAAAAUUUUUUCCUAAUGCUCAGCGGCCUCUGGAUUGGUCUCUACUCAUUCAUCAAGUCACAUUUUUCCAAUAUUUAUAUUCAGUUUCCAAUUAUUCCUCGAUCGAAAUUUUCACAAAUUAAAUCUGGAAUUUGGUCUCUUUUACCGCAAGCUAUGCUGAAUGCAGUUUCACCAAUUCUGUGCUUUGUAUUUUUUUACUACUUCAAUGGAGGUUACUACAGGGAGAAUAUCCUCUUAAUCUUCUCUAUUAAAAUGAAAGAUGCACCAUUGAACACGGUAUAUGGACUGCUCAACAUUUCCCUGAUCUUCUACGCUUGGCUCUUUGCCUCUGUGUUUAUUUUGACCAUGAACACCAUGCAUCUCUCGUUCCAAGCGUACCUCACACAAAGAGUUGAUUUUGACAUUGAACAGCAAAAUAUGUAUGCCAAUCAAAUUUCAGAAAUGACUCUUGCAGAUGCACUUGCCAUAGACAGAAUACCCAUAGUACAGCAUUUGGCUUAUUUUGACUUGGUUACUCUUGCUCAAAAAGAAAAAUCCAAAAGAUCUAUUCUGUUUACUCUGAGUAGUCCAGGGUGCAGGCCAUGCAACUGGAAUGGGAUAGCAAUAAAAUGUAUCGGCCUUUUAACCAACUUCACAAUUGAACUGAAUCGAGCCUGUGCUAUUAGCCAGAAGCCAACAUCUAGCCCAGCAACACUGUGUACACCUGGAAAAAUGUCAGAUAAUUUUUUCCAAUAUAGAAUGAGAAAUUUGACAACUGCCAAGCUCCUGGGAUCAACAAUGGACUCGUCAGUUCCCCCACGACAGACUUCAAGCGAAGAUCAAAUGGUUGGAUCAUUUUUCAAAAGCAAAAGAGACCAGUUUGUGACUUACCUAUUCUCAAAACAGAUCAUCAAAUAUCUAUUUGAAGAAAGCCUUGAAGAAAAGGUACGAUACAUCUUCACCAAUGCCCAACCAGUAAUUUGGGCAGCUGAAAGUAUUUCUUCACUGAUCGUUAUCUCCCUUACGGAAGAUCAAUAUGGCGUGAUACAACAGGAUUUACCAACUAUCAUCAGCACGUUAUUAACUCUGAAAGAAGCUUUAGACAAACUACAAAAAGCAAAUAUAUUUGUGAAAAGAACACAAAGUGAUGAUAAAGAAAUGAGGCAAAUGGUGACGUGCUUAAGAAGUGCAACAAAACGCAGUAUUUAUAGAAUUACUACCACAUUCAGGGACUAUAUGAAAGAUUUGCUAUUAGAACCAGAUACCAUGAGUCAACUACAGAGCUUUAUGUCCUAUAGGGAAUGAGAUUCGAGUUUUCUAGAUCACCAUUGUUUGUAAUACCUGUACUAUGACAUGAAUAUUUUGUUAUUAUUUACUUUUUGUUCCUUUACUGAUUUAAAAAAAAAAGUAGUCCAUAGAUCAGUACUCAGUUUGUACUACAGUAGGUUGCAAAAUUCAGAAUAUGGUCAUUGUUUAUGACAAUGAAAGUAUCUCCUUAUCAUACAAAUGUAAUCAAAUUAUUCAACUAACUCUGCACUAUUGUAUCGGAUUCAUAAUUGCCUAAGUUUGUCAGCUUUCCGAUUACUGGUGUAUAAUUAUUGGUAUUAAACCAUUUGUACAUUUAUUAAUUUUUCAGAAUAAAAUUACAAUUUUCAUAUCAAA